AUGAUGAUGCGAGUCUCCCUGCUAGUUUUGGCUCUUGCAUCAGUCUGCAACGGCAUCCUCCCUGAGAUAGUAAACUCGGGGAUCAGUCACAUCCUGGAGGAUGAUUCCGCCUUGGGACAGAACGAGCUGGACCGCAUGUUUGUGGAAGUGGAGCAGCUGCCAAGGGAUCCGCAGCAAAAGCCUGAGGAUGCGUUUCACCAAAUGAACGAGAGUGCCAGCCCUCACCCCAAUGACCUUCCUUCAAGUCACCACAAUGAAAGUGCUUCUGAUAAAGUAACUGACAGUGAAUCACUCCACACCUCAGUAGACCAGGAGACAAACAACAUCACAACAUCCGAGCAGAUGAGUGACCUGGGUAACAAUAUUGAUCAUGGAUGCAUCACUGAUGAGGACUGUGGGAAGGGAAGGUACUGCCUUUCGGACAUAAAAAACUCCAAGUGUCUGCCGUGCAAAGUAAUCGAUGUGCCCUGUACUAAGGAUGUGGAGUGCUGUGGUGAGCAGCUGUGUGUAUGGGGUCAGUGCACUCCAAAUGCAACAAAGGGAGAGGCCGGCAGCACCUGUCAGUACCAGACUGACUGCAGCCCAGACCUCUGCUGUGCUUUCCAUAAAGCUCUGCUCUUUCCCAUCUGCUCUGCAAAGCCCAUUGAGCGUGAGCGCUGCUUUGGUGCUUCCAACCACCUGAUGGCGCUGUUGUCCUGGGAUGUCCAGGAUGAAGGACCAAAGAAACACUGCCCCUGUGCAGGAGAUCUCCACUGCCAGCAUCUGGGACGAGGGUCCAUGUGCCUUAAAGGAGAAGACUCGAGUGAAGAGGACCUGACUGACACUCUGUACUCAGAGAUUGACUACAUCAUCUGACAUAUUGCUCUAUUAACAAAGAGACAUGGCUCUCCUCUGACUUUGCUGCAGAGUUGAAGCAGUUUCUGUCUGCUAGCGCUAUUUAAAGGGGUAAAAACCUACAGCAUGAUGAACAAUGAAAAUAUACUGGAUUUAUUUUACUAGACCUAGAUUUAUAAUGCUGAAAGGUCUCUGGUAAGGACAUGCAUCCAUGUAUUUCCCAUAUCCUGGUUUUCUCUUGACCUGAUAAGAUCAGAUUGGAAAACUUGUUUUCCAAUUAUAACAGGUUAUGAAACAAAGCUUUUUUUGUUGUAACAAGAGAAUGAAUUUCUGGUGAUCUAAAAAACAAAAUAGGCUGGUCAGAGUGGUCUAGGCCACACCAAACUACACUACAACUGCAUACACUGACGUAAAUUGAAUCUGUGUGUAUUUUGUGUUUUUGCAACACUUGGGAUAUAAAAUUAAACUAGUACAGAUCAUGAGGAAGAAUAUGAUAUUAGUUAUGGAGAAAUGUAAUAGAUUACAUUUUUGAUGCAUGUCCACUUUGGGCUUUCAUACAUUGGAAAUUUAGGCAUAAAACACACAGGGAUCACUAAAAAAUAAAAAGUCCUGCAUUGAUACUUAAUGCUGGUUCCAUAACUUCCAUUAUUAUAUUUCUGCAUAUCAAUACUUUAAUCCUUAGUCAGUGCUAAUUAUAACCAUGUCAUUAUUUUUAAGCAAGGUGUGAAAACAACCUGAGGAGGAAGCCUUUAUUGACAACUGAACCUAUGUCAGAUCGUGAAUAACUGACAUUAAACAAAUGCUGAAAAUGUUAUUGUAUAAUCAGAGAUGUGUCUUGACUAAUUUUUAUUGAUGACAAACCGCUGCAUUAGAACAUUUUGAUUAAAAAUUGUCUGCUGUCCACAACUAAAUCUCCGUCUGAUUACUCAGACUUCUGUGAUCUCUGACAAAACAUAUUUUCUUUUUCUACAUAUUUGUGGCUGUUAACACCAACAUGUCAUGCUGCUUCAGCUUUUUUAUGCUCUAGCAAAGCGGUUCCCAAUUUUUUCAGCCUGUGACCCCAAAUGUAUCAGGCCCAGAGAGCAGGGACCUCCUCCUUCCCUGUAAGUGAUUAAAGUGUACAAUGUUGAACAAACAUAAACAAAAUUUACAUUCAAUGGUGUUUUUGUACACAUUACUUACAUUCAAACCAGGGCUGUCAAAAGACAAAACAUUUUAAUCGCAAUAAAUCACAGAAUUUCUGCAGUUAAUUGAGAUUAAUCGCACC
Cheilinus undulatus (humphead wrasse) is the source of this 2101-nucleotide messenger RNA. RefSeq names its product dickkopf WNT signaling pathway inhibitor 3a (gene dkk3a). Gene Ontology annotation, biological process: negative regulation of canonical Wnt signaling pathway; multicellular organism development. NCBI's taxonomy places the organism in Eukaryota, Metazoa, Chordata, Actinopteri, Labriformes, Labridae. The record is from RefSeq and is a predicted model, not a curated record. The coding region runs from base 1 to 855 and encodes 284 amino acids. Gene Ontology annotation, cellular component: extracellular region. Gene Ontology annotation, molecular function: receptor antagonist activity; co-receptor binding. The transcript is spliced from 7 exons.